AUGAGGAGAUUCCUCUCCAACAACUUGAAAUCCUAGUUGCUAGCAGAAUACAACAGGAUGGAUAAAAUGAACAACUAACAGAAAGGAGAAAACAGGGUAACAGUAAUAUGAGCACAAUUUGAGAAACUGAAGCAGGACCUGAUUGAUUUGAAACAGCAAGCGCAAGAAGAGAAGCAGCAGCUGGCAGAUUGUUAUGCCCAACAAAUAAAAGAAGUGGAAGAGAAAUUUCAAAAAAAAGUUGGAGAAAUUGGCCAAAUUCAAUUAAAGCUGAAAUUAAUAAAGGAUUUCCACAGGGAGAAAGCAGCUAUGGAGAAAGAGCUGGAAGAUUUAAAAGAGAGUGUGGAGAUAUCAAACAGGAGACAUCAGGAAGUGGUGAGAUUGGAGAGGAGGUUUCUUGAAGCAAAGAAAGGACUGGAAGAAGAUGCUGAGAAAAAGCAAAUAAUGAUGGCAGAGACCACCCAGGAUGAGGCUAUUCUGCAGCUGAACAGCACUGGGAGAGAGGUGUUUAAGAAGAAUAUUUGUCUUCAUGGUGCAUUUGCUUACCAGAUGAAAGCGACAAUAGAAUUGCAGAAAAUUGUACAGAAGUUAGAAGAGGACAAAGCUUUGCUAUUACAGGAGAAGGAAACCAAUGAGGGUUUGAUCCAAAAAAAGAUCCUACAGAUCAAUCGCCAGAAAGCACAGAUUAGAGACCUGCACCGUAAAGUGGAAAAGCUGGAGACGGCCUUAUGUCGAAUGAACAGAGAAUCUGUGAGAGAGGCUCAGAAAACACAGCAUCAGGCACUGACAGAAAACCAGACAAACAUGCUGGAGAUUAAGAAACUGCAGCAGCUACUAGAAAUGAAGGAUCGGGAGAUGAACCGAGUAAGGAAACUAGCCCAGAAUAUCUUAAAUGAGAGGACUGAGGUGGAAAGGUUCUUCCUAGAUGCUCUGGAACAUGUGAAGCAGGAGAUCAUAUCCAGUAGAAAGCACUACAUGAAAAAAGCCCAAACUGCCUAUUACAGAAAAAUGAUGGAGUCAUGUGCAGGGAAGGGAGAAUUCCCCAAAAUCAAAACAUUCAAAAGCAACAUAAAUAGCACAAAUAGUGUGUACAGAGACCUAGAGGAAGCAGAGAAAUGCUACUGAUAUUGAAACAUCAAAAACUGGGAAAAAAUCCAGUCUGAAAAAGUGGAUAUCAGUCACUUGACAUGGGAGCAAAAAGAACGUGUUCUGAGAUUGCUUUUUGCCAAAAUGAAUUGCGCAAAUCCAUGGAAACACAGCAGGGUGUUGGCUACUUCAGUUCCUGCUCCUGACGAUACUAAAGAAGAAAGCAAACUUGGCACAGAAAAUACUCCCAACCUAAUAUUCAUUACACAGCAGGCCAAAUUAUCAGAUUCAUCAUCGUCUGCAGUAAUCCUUCCACAUAUUCAGAUGUAA
Molecule: messenger RNA, 1413 nt
Organism: Opisthocomus hoazin
Lineage: Eukaryota; Metazoa; Chordata; Aves; Opisthocomiformes; Opisthocomidae
Source: RefSeq, a predicted model, not a curated record